AUGAUAUCCUAUUUAUCAUUUCUAUGUUUGAUUACCUUAUUAGGUUUUACAUAUUCCGAAUAUGUUUGUCAAAUUAUGCCAAAUAUUACAAUGAAUUUCGGUAUCUUGGGUGAACCAAUUGAUAAACGUCAAUAUGGGGGCAAUCAAUUGAGAUUUAUUGUUAUAUAUAGGCCAAGUAUGGAAAGGCAUCCUAUGUUUCAACAAUUCAAGACUCAGGUUGUAGAAAAAGCCCUUAGUUUUUGGCAAAAUACAUUAAGCGUUAGAAAACCACCAAAUAGGAAAUUGCUCAUUGAAAGAGGAUGCGCUGAACCAGUCUUUUACACAGAUGGUAGAACAGGUAAAAAGUUCUGUAAAUCACAAUGUAAAAAACAAGCUCUAUGCUAUGAUCAUCCAGUUCCAGAUCAAUACUCUUCCGGAUGUGCUGUGGGAAAUGGAGGUGACGAUAUAAGAGAUGUUUAUCAAGAUGGUCCAGGAUUCGCACCAAAUGAAUAUGUUAUUUUUGUUGAAAGUGAAAAUAAACAAGGUUGUCUAUCUGGAUCAACAUUAGCUUAUGCUGGUCCUUGUGAAAUGCAUCCGACAACUGAUAGACCGAUUAUGGGUUCAAUCAAUUUCUGUCCUCAAAAAAUGGAAAUUCAAGAACCAGGAAAAACAAUGUUAGUUGGAACAGCUAUACAUGAACUAGGUCAUGCUUUGGGAUUUGUAAAAUCAAAUUUUGCAUUGAUGCGUGAUCUGGAUGGUAAACCAAGAACACCAAGAGAUCCUAGAUCAGGGAGGCCACCUUUAAAUAAUCAAAGACAAUAUGAUGCAAGUGAAAAUACAAUCAGAACAAUCAACCGCCCAUGGGCUACAGCUGCCGGGAAAUUUUCAAAAUCUUUCUUAUCUUUUGUUACACCAGCUAUGCUCGAGGAAGCACGCAAACACUUUAACUGUCCUAAUUUGGAUGGAGUUGACAUAGAGAACGAAGGUGGACAAGGAACAGUUGGUACACACUUCGAAAAGAGAGUAGUUGGUGAUGAAACAAUGGCAGGUGUUACUGGAGUGAAAACUGUAAUGUCAAGGCUUACAUUGGCAUUCUUCACAGACUCUGGCUGGUGGGAUGUUAACUAUUCAUUGGCUGAAGCAUGGUAUUAUGGAAAGAAUUUAGGCUGUAGCUUUGUUAUGGAAAGCUGUUAUGCAUACAUGAUGCGAAUGAAACAAGCAGGAAAAAGUACGGAACCCUACUGUGAUGAACCAGAUACUUUAAAAUGUUAUCAUCAAAAAGCAUUUGGUAUUUGUGCUGUUGGACGGUUUACUCAAAGUUUACCACCUAAUGAACAAUAUUUCAAAGAUCCUUCUCAAGGAGGGUCUAGUGCAUUAACAGAUAGAUGUCCUAUGAUCCAGCCUAUGCGAUCCUUUUUCAAUGAACCAAUUGUGACAUACUGUGAUCAUCAGCUUAAUAUUCCUGUCGCUCAAAGAGGAAAUAUGUUUGCACAAGAUUUUGGAAAUAAUUCAUUAUGUAUUAUGCAUAAAGGAGCAUGGAGAGCUGAAAUGAAUGGAAGAGCAACAAAUGAUCCUCGAGUUAAAGCCACCUGCCAUCAGUAUUCAUGCUCUGGUGGUCUACAAGUGAUUAUUAAUGGUAAACCAUUCCCAUGUAAUUCAGGGGUAGCUACAGUUCAAACUAAUCAAAUUCAAGGCCAAAUUGUCUGCCCUGAUCCUAAUACUGUUUGUAGGAUAUAUUUACGAGCAGCAAUAAAGUAUUGGGAAGAAGCAUUGACAGUCAAGAAACCUGGAAGUGGAAAACAACUAGCGAAAAGGUAUUGUGAAAGUGGAUACUAUUACACAGCUACUGGGAAUAAUUCCAUAUUUUGCCGUCAGUCGAUGUGCAAACGCGAUGUUAUGUGCGGACAAGUGAAAAUUCCAGAUCAGUAUGUAGGGGAAUGUUAUCAAGAAUAUUAUAACCGAUUACACAGAACUUACAAUAAUGGAAGUGGAAUACCACCUGCCGGUUACAUCCUACUUGUUGAUGCUAUAAAUACACGUACCUGUUCUGGUAGUACAGCAGCAUUUGCAUCAUCAUGUUUAAUGGAUGAGGAAACAGAUAGGCCAAUUCUUGGAUUUGUAAAUGUGUGCCCAGGAAAAAUGGGAGUUGAUUAUCCUGAAGAUAGAAAUUCACGUGGAAUUUUCUUACAUGAAAUUGGUCAUGCACUUGGAUUUUCAUCAUCCAGCUUCCCUUUUAUGCGCUUUCCAAAUGGGACAGCUCGAACUCCCAGGGACGAUAAACGUAAGCCAAAGUACAAAGAUCAAUAUGGAAAUUAUGCUCCGAGGAAAUUUAUCCCAUUCUGUGACACUGUUAAUGAAGCAAGAUGUCGGGAUGCAUUCUCAUAUGGAACAUGUAGUAUUUUGAGAUAUCAUAAUCCAGUUCCCAUAGAAGAUCGUUUCUUCCUAAAAGCCCCAUUUGAUGCCCAAUAUGGUCCUGAAUAUUUCGGUGGGGAAGAUCCAUUUAAAGAUUAUUGUCCAACAAUGGUUUAUAGUAUACGUUUAGCUUAA
Molecule: messenger RNA, 2526 nt
Organism: Schistosoma intercalatum
Lineage: Eukaryota; Metazoa; Platyhelminthes; Trematoda; Strigeidida; Schistosomatidae
Source: the annotation of a GenBank genome assembly